CUCACGCUGGUGCCCUCUCCACCCCCAUGCCCAAAUGCUCAGCCCUCCCCAGGCCGGGGCUCACCUAAUCCCCACAGUGGGAGUCGGGGGGCAUUUGCGCCUGAGCCGAGGGCUAGGGUUGCAGCGUGGUGACUUCACACUCAGCAGCAUGUGCAGCUGAGGCCUCCGUGCAGCAGGCUCCCGCGAGGUGGGCAGCGAGGUCAGCUUGGCAGCCGCUGCCUCUCCAGCCCCGAUCUGGCCGCAGGCAGCCGGUUCCCCGAGACCCAAGGAAGGGAUGGCCGAACAAGAAGCCAGUGGGCUGCAGGUCCUGCUGCGCACGCUUCAGAACUCCUCUGACAGGGAGUCCAUCCUGAACAUCCUCCAGGUUCUCGGAGAUCUGCUUUCUGUUGGCACUGACCGAAGGAUUCGCUACAUGAUCAGUAAGGGUGGCAGUGAGGCCCUUCUGCAGACCCUGGUGGACACAGCGAGGGCAGCCUCUCCAGACUAUGAUGUCCUCCUGCCCCUGUUCCGGCUGCUGGCCAAAGUUGGCCUACGAGAUAAAAAGUUUGGACAGAAGGCACUGGAGUUGGAAGCACUUGAUGUGACGUUAAUUCUGGCCAGGAAGAACCUAUCUCACAGUCAGAACCUCCUCCACUGUCUCUGGGCUCUGCGUGUGUUCUCCUCCAGUGUCACCACAGGAGCCAUGCUGGGAAUUAAUGGAGCAAUGGAACUUCUUUUCAAGGUCAUCACCCCUUACACCCAGAAGCGCACCCGAAUAAUCAGGGCCGCCACCAAAGUUCUGGCAGCAUUGCUGAAAUCCAAGUCUAACAGCCGCAGGGCUGUGACCAGAGGCUACGUCACCAGCUUGCUCAGGCUGCAUCAGGACUGGCACGGCCAUGACACAGCCAAUACCUAUGUGCUGAUCCGCCGGACGCUUCUGCUCUGCCUCAAGCACAUUGCCAACCUCCGGUCUGGCAGGGAGGCCUUCCUGGCAGCUCAGGGCAUGGAGAUCCUCUUCAGCACCACACAGAACUGCCUGGAUGACAGAAGUUUGGAACCCAUCGUCUCCGUCGUAGUUCAGAUCCUGAGACAGUGCUACCCAAAGAGCCCACUUCCCUUGGUCACAGCCACCAGUGCCUACGCCUUCCCAGUCCCUGGGAGCAUCCCUUCCGAACCUCCGUGUGUUCUAACUGAAGAGGAUUUUGAAGAUGACGCUGAUGAAGAAGUUGAUAAAGAUUCAGAUUCUGAAGAGGUGAAAGACCAAGAUGAUGAUUUGGAAACAGAUGUGAACAAACUGAGUUCCAAACCUGGUCUUGACCGACCCGAGGAGGAACUGAUGCAGUACGAGGCAAUGUGUCUUGAGCUCUCCUGCAGCUUCGAGGAACUCAAGUCUCAAUCUGGAGAUGAUAUGAAGUUCGAAGAGACUCAGUAUGCCAAUCAUCACCACAUUCCAACUGUCGCCUCCCCAAAGUGGCAUGGUUUGAAUAAGGACCAAAGUUCUUGGAAGCAAGGAAGAGAAGACAUGGUCCAGACUUCCCUUCUGAGCAAGGUGAAGAUGGGGAGGUCCACCAUGCAUCCAGCCUCCAGAAAAGGACCUGGGAUGAACCCAUGCCAAAACAUGCAAUCCAAUGGAUUUGGGAUAGAUUCUUCUGGAAAAGAAAUCCCUGACAUUCAAGCUUCCCUCAAACAGGAUGCUUGGGACAUAGAUGUUAUUUCCUGCCCAAUGAUUAGUGCCUCCUUUUCCAAUUCCGAUAGGCCUAGAGAAACUGAUGAAGUAAUAGAUAAGCUUCUGCAGACACAUCCCAAGCCUGUCCCCUUCCAUGACCCCUGUCUCUAUAUGGCCAAAGCAAGAAGAACCAGAUCUGUGGCCGACUUCAAGACAAUGGCAUUUCCUGACCUCUGGGGACAUCGUCCACCACCCUCUGCCCAGUCGAUGUUGGAACGCAAAUGUGGAGUCCAAAGGAUCAAGAUAUUUGAGGAUGUCCGGAGGCUCAUCCAGCCAACUGAUAUUAUAAAUAAAGUCGUCUUCAGUUUAGAUGAGCCUUGGCCUUUGCAAGACACUGCUUCCGAUUGCUUGCGGUUCUACUCCAAGUUUGAGUCAGGAAAUCUCCGGAAAGCCAUCCAAGUGCGUGAGCUGGAAUAUGACUUGCUGGUCAACGCUGAUGUGAAUAGCAGCCAACAUCAACAGUGGUUCUACUUCAAGGUGAGCGGCAUGAGAGCUGCUGUUCCGUACCGCUUCAAUGUCAUCAACUGUGAGAAGCCCAACAGCCAGUUUAAUUACGGAAUGCAGCCAACUCUGUAUUCUGUGAAGGAGGCUCUUCUUGGCAGACCCACCUGGAUACGGAUGGGCUAUGAAAUCUGCUAUUACAAAAAUCAUUACCGCCAGAGCACUGCUGUCACAGGGGGAGCAUCUCAGAAGCAUUUUUAUACCCUCACCUUUGUGGUCAACUUCCCCCACAAUGAGGACGCCUGCUACCUGGCCUACCACUAUCCCUACACCUAUACUGCCCUCAUGACUCACCUUGACAUCCUGGAAAAAAGCGUGAACCCCAAGCAAGUAUACUUCCGCCAGGAUGUUCUCUGCCAGACUCUGGGAGGGAAUUCAUGUCCAUUGGUGACCAUCACAGCCAUGCCCGAGUCCGAUAGUGCUGACCACCUGGAACAGUUCCGGCAGCGUCCAUGCCAGGUGAUCACAGCCCGAGUGCACCCAGGAGAAAGCAAUGCCAGCUGGGUGAUGAAGGGGGCCUUGGAGUUCCUGGUCAGCAGCGACCCUGUGGCUACACUCCUGAGGGAAAACUUCAUUUUCAAGGUCAUCCCCAUGCUCAAUCCCGAUGGUGUCAUCAAUGGCAAUCACAGAUGCUCACUGAAAGGGGAGGAUUUGAACAGACAAUGGCUCUCUCCCAGUGCCCAUCUCCAGCCAACAAUCUACCAUGCCAAAGGACUCCUGUACUACCUGAGCAGUAUUGGCCGAAGUCCCAGGGUCUUCUGUGAUUUUCAUGGCCACUCUCAAAAGAAGAAUGUAUUCCUUUAUGGUUGUAGCAUCAAGGAGACCUUGUGGCAAGCAGAGUCCGCUAUGGGCACAUCUACUGUCUUGGAAGAUGUCGGCUACAGGACUCUUCCCAAAAUCCUUGAUAAGCUAGCUCCAGCAUUCACGAUGAGCAGCUGCAGUUUCCUCGUGGAGAAAUCCCGAGCCUCCACAGCCCGGGUGGUGGUGUGGAGAGAGAUGGGGGUGUCCAGAAGCUACACGAUGGAGAGCAGCUACUGUGGCUGCAACCAGGGGCCCUAUCAGGGUCUACAGUUUGGAACCAGUGAACUGGAGGAGAUGGGAGCCAUGUUCUGUUUGGGUCUCCUCAUCUUGGAACUCAAAUCUGUAAGCUGUAGUCAUCAGCUCCUGACCUGUGCAGCAACUCUCCUGAAUGCUGAGGAAGAGGCUCUGGACCACCACCUCCAGCGAUGCAGCAGCAGCAGCAGGAGCAGCGUCACUUCAGAACUGGAUGAUGAGCCCCCCUGCAUGGAGGAGAUUGAUUACAGUACAGACAACAGCUCAGACCAGGAAGGAAGCUUCUCUGAGCUGGACCGGCAGAUCCAGGAGUGUGCUUUCAACAAGGAUGAGGGAGGGGAAGAGGAGGAGGGGUCAGGACAGGGAAGAAAAGCCAUCCCAUAGCCCCAGGGUUGUAGUGAGUUCCAAGUCCCUAACCAUUGGACUAAUGGCUAAGUAGUUUCUUCACCAUCAGAAACUACAGUGUUGGUGCAAAAAUCCAGCCCAUGUGAGUUCAGCAACCUAUUUCCAGAUUUUGUUCUAGUGUCACUAUGCAUAGAGACCGGCUACUUCAUAAUUAUACCAUUUUACAGACAUAGUUAGGUGGCCUUUGGAGCCCUUGCAUGCUGCCAUUAUGCUAGAAUGGGCUGCUUUCAGGAUUACCAUGGAUCCUCUCAACACUAUUUUGCGCUCCUCUCCAUUCCUAUGCUUGAAGUUGGAGCAGACUGGAAGGAGGAGUUGAGGCUACUUUUUGGCUUCUCAGCCAGAUUUCUAUGUGGUUGUUUAAGUUGUUCUAAAUAUGAGUGUUACCUCCUAUUGUUGUCUUCCUACUAUAGCAUCUGAGCUCCUCAGCACAAAUGGUGAGCCCUACUGAGACUUCUGAGAGUCCUAGCAGCAUAUUUAGUUUCUGAAUUAUUGAACACGAAAGGCUGCACAACCAAAAAUUUGCAAGCAUCAUGCUUGGUCUGUUUUAACAGUAUAUAUUUUACAGAUCCAGUAUAAACCAGGACCCGUCCUAGGUUCUAAGGGAGAAGGCACAAUACUGAACAAGACAUGGCCAAUGGUUUCUACAAACUUGAAAAUCCUAUGAAUUCAGGCCACUAACCAUAAUGCUGGGAGGCAGCAAGCCAUACUGGAAAAAUCAUUCACUUCAGGCUCAGACAGAUGUGGCUCAUAUCUUGAAUCUGGCAGUCACUUGUUAUGAGAACUAAGGCAACUAAUUAAAUUUCCCCAAACCUCAGUUUUCUUAUACAUACAAUUGAGAUGAACAUGUCUAUAUCAUAUCUUUAUCAUAAAGUUAUCAUAAAGAUGAAACAAGAUAAUAUAUAAUAAUAUAAAGGAUUGGCACAUGAUAGACACUCAACAAUGUUGGCUUCUUUUCCUCCAUAGUCCAAGUAGAACAUUCUGUAUGAGUACUUUCACAGUUACACAAAACAUUACCUAAAGCCACAUGGUUGGAAAGUACUCCCUCUUCCUGGAGGGGAUUGGGAAGGAGGUUACAUAGGAGCAGAGUGUAGGAGGUUGGAAUGUCAUAGAAUAAGUGAAAUGGAGCAAGAGCCUUCAGCAUGCAGAGGCAAAUAGAUUAGAGAUUUAGACGACAACAUAUACAGGGCCCAUGCAGAAAGGAUGAGAAGGGGCAUGGAAGACAGGUACUGAAUGACAGAUAAGAUGGAGAAAAUAGGGUAGAUCAAACUUACAUUUGUCCAGAUGCCGUAUAUAUAUUUAGUUAUGGUUAGGUUUGGCUCUGAGAGAUGGAAAAUCCAAAAUUGCAGUAGCUUUUGUGAAACAGAAGUCUAUUUCUCUUUUGUGUGGUUUCCAUAUAGAGGUAGGCCAGAGCUGGUAUCAUAAGUACAUGGUGUCCAGCACUCAACUUGUAUGGGCUUCCAGGUCUGCUGUGUGUUGGUUGGUUUUACUCUUAAUCUAAGAUGGCUGCUAAAGCGUCAGCCUUUGUAUCUACAUGUCAGCCGGCAAUAAGAAAGAUAGAAAAAGAAGAACACAGUCUCUGUAUUUCAAAAGCCAUGCGUUAUGCUUCUCCUUAAUCCCACCAUCUAGAAAGGGGUCCUAUCACCGCAGGUAGCUGCAAGAGAGGUUGGAAAAUAUAGUUUUUAUUUGAGGUGGGCCUAGGGAAAAGGAAAUAAUACAAACUGGAGAUCAAAUACUGCCAAAUACUUUCCUUGAUAAACCAAUCACCACCAAGAGAUUUGGGAAACAAUCAUCUCAGAAAAAACUCAUAGCAACCCUCUAGACCAGCAGAAAACCACACAGUAAAACUUUGCCAUAAUGUAGCCCCAAGGCAUAGGAGAAAGUCAUGUGUGUUAUGAUUUAAGGAGCUGAUGUUAUUAUUAUUAGUAGUAGUAGUAGUAUUACCACUACUAUUAUUAUUUAUAGUCUCUUCUUUUUCCAACUCCCUUCCAAAUUUCUUUGCUAUAGUUCAGAAAUCCUAUAUCCAUUCUUUGCACUAUGACACUCAGAUGUCUAUAACAUAUAUAAGAGGUUUAAGGGAAAUAACAAAGACAUUUAAUUCAAAUCCCAGAUAACAGCAGUCCUGAACUUCUCUCAUAAACCUUUCCACUCUUAAAUAGAAGAUAACAUAAAGUUUCUGUUCUUUCCUUGUUUUGAGGAGUCAAGAAGAUAGUUUUGCUGAAAAUGUAACUGUCGGGAAGGACAGAAAUAAUACUAACUCACCAUCACCACUUUGUUCCCCAGCUCAAAUUAGUUUAUGGGAUGAGCUUCUCAUUACCUGAAAGGUUUCUGAGAAGAAAGUGAUCAGGACAUUGUAAAUUUCUAUGCAUGUUCGGGGAAAGCCAGGGACAUGGAACAUGUGGUUUGUCUAUGUAACAAGCAUAUAUUGAACACCUAUUAUGUGUCCUGUACUUUACUAAGCUCUAAGGAUGCAGAGAAAAGGACCCACUCUGCUUGAAGAUGUUUGCAGUUCAGUGGGAAAGAUGAGCAAUACACACUUUAAUACAGUGGCACAUGCCUUUGUGAAGCUUGUGUUGGUAGACAAUGUUGGAAUCACCAAAUCUAAUGGAGCAGCAGUGGUGGGAAACAUUACCAAGGUGUGAUAAUUGAAGUGAUUCUUGAAGGAUGUACAAGGGUUUUCAGGUAAAAAGGAGAAGAAGGAUGCUAAGAAGUAGAAAGAGAUUGUGCAAAAGCCCUGUGUUGGGGUUACAGCUUGAAAUAAAAUGAUGAGCGUGACCGGCUUAAAAGAUGUGUUUGCAUGCGGGUAAGGGAAGGGAGUGACAAGAGAUGAAAUUAAGAUUGGCAUCGAGAUGAUCAAGCAACAUUUGACGUGCCUUGAUGGAAAAGUUGAAUUUUAUUCUGAACGUGCUGGCAGAGACAAGGAAUGUUCCGCAGAAACAUGCCCAGGACUAAUGUCUGCAGGCAUGCAUCAGCACCACUGCAUAAGUACUUGCUUAUGACUGACGGAUUGGACACCCUGCUGUGCUGGUAGUUCAAUAGCAUGAGUACCCUAGUGUAACAUUUCCAUAUUUGAAGAUCAGCAGGUUUGCAGUGAGGUGAGAGAUAAUGAGUGCAGUUUAGGGCCAUGUUGAAUACUGGGGGCCCAUGAUAUGUCCAUUUGGAAAGGACUCCUAGAAGCCAGAGGUGCAUCAGUAGAAGGAGAGUUAUAUCCAGUGAGAUAGGGACUAUGUGGAAGUCUUGAACAAAUAAGCCCAGGUGCAAAUCAGCUGGGAAGGAGUUUGUUUGUAGGGAACAGAGGACCUGGAGAAAGAGCUUACUUCCCUCUCUUGCCACUGGGACUGCAGGCCAUUCUGUGUCACACCUCACCAGUGUUCAGUCUGGGGGGAAGAGAGGACUCACUGGGAAGUCAACUCCAGAUAGUCAUAGGAGUGGCUCUUCCAGCCUGGCCAGACAUGUCUCUUGCUGGCCAAACCACUAUGGUGAACUGUUCUGAAUACCCUCUUCUACCAAACUCAGAGCCAAACAAGAUCACUCAACAAUUCCUGGGAGUGGGAGGCUCCAAUGGGAAGCAGAUGUGGUUCAAAGUGUGCAGGGGUGGGAUGAGAGUCUAGAGAAGUGAUGUUGGGGGCCAGGUCAUGGCACAGGUGUCGUGUAUCAAUCGUUAUCCAGUGCUCUGUCUGGCAGGGGUGUGGGUGGGGAUGCUUCCGUUUCCUGGGGGAGCCCUGUGCACUUUCUCUGAUGGGGGCAAAGGGGGGUAGCUUGCUUGUUAUGUCUUUAGGAUAGUCCUAUUGAGGGUAGAGAAGCACAAUGCUUCUUGCGAUCCCAUAAGGAUCAUACUUCCAUGAUCCCCUAAGGGUGGAAUCUACUGGCUGCUCUUGACACUUUCCUGUGAUAGAAAACUUCUUAGCUUCAUAGUUCCUACAGGAAAAAGAUCCCUGCACAACCUGGCCCCAGUCUUCUCUACAGACUCAGGUUCCGCUAUUAUCCAAACUCUUUAGUUUGCCAUAGGACACAGCUUUAUUUUAUCCCAUCACACAUAUACAGUGUGUGUGAACACACACACACACGCACACACACACACACACACACCACUUCUUGAGCCACAUAGCUCCAUAAAAACCCUCUGAAUUUUCAAACAUGAUCACAUUUUUCUUCUGUCUCUGGUGAGCAUCUCCCAUUAUAUCAUGUGGGGGUUGCAAGGCCCAGUUCAAAUAUCACCUUUCUUCUGUAAAGCCUUUCCUAAUCACCCAAGUCAAGUUAUAUCAUCUCUCUUCUGUGUCCCUGUUGCACUGUUUAGGCAUACCUUCUAAAGCACGCUUUCUAGUUAUAAUUUUUUUUCUAGUUAUAAUUUUAUUUGUGCAUUUUUUAUAGCCCCACCCCCAGUGGCUGAUGGGUGGAUUCGUCUAAGACACACGCCCCUGAUAUUUUCUUGCUAUCUCUCCCUGCAUCUAGCAUACUUCUUGACACAUCGAAGGCAGUCAAAUGUGUCUUCCCCCCGCCUCAAACCUGAACACCUAAGGUCUCAGUGAAAUCCCAUAUAUUUCCCUUAAAUCCCUUCAUCUUCCAUCUCAAAUCAGAGUUUGUGUUGCAGGAAAGGUAAGUGAUUUCACUAAAAGGGUGCCUACCAUGUGCACAUCUCAGCCUCCCAAACUGACAGUUGCCACGGAAGACUGUUUCCCAUGGGAGGCAAGCUUAAGAAGGAACAGAGUGGCCUUGCCCUGGCCUGUAUUGUGCAAAUGUUUAGAUAGAGCAGAGAAGACAUAGGAGCAGAAUCUCUAAGAGUCGCCAGUGGCUGCAGUAUUCAUCCAGGUGCUUUGGACCACAGGCUCGCUUCAGUGGGAGCUGGCACAUGGCUCCCUGUGCCUCGUGCCAACUUGGCUGCCUGGCCACUUCUUGCAGUCUUUUCAGUGAGAAUCCAAAAACUCCAUCCAUUGGCUCCAGUUGCUUCCAGGCCUCCAGAAAAAAAGGAUUCAGAGCCACAGGGAACAUUUGAAAAUAACCUGAUUCUUGAGUUACAAGCUCACCUUGAGGGAUGCCAACACAAGUAAGGUCGCAUUACAUCCCUAAGAGGAGGAGUUCUCAUGCACAGCUUUUAUUUCCCAGCCUGGACAGCCGAGCUGUAGAGUCGGUUUCAUGUUCCAAGGGGAGCCUCUGCUCUCUGCCAAGAGAAGGAGCGUCCGUGAAAUGCCUGCCAUAAGUCAUCCUUGUUAGGGACUCAGGACAGUGGCCUGCAUGGUGGGUCUGAACAUUUGCAUUGGCAUUAGAGUGAUAGAUUCCCUUAGCCCUGCUGGUCCACCCUGCUCCAGCCCCCUAAAGGCUCCAGUCUUGGAAAGACACAGACACAGUAGCCUAGGUACUCACCAUGAGAGCUUUUUUUUGGGGGGCAAAAAUAAUUCAUUAGGUCUUCUCAACAGAUGUCCUCUUUUGUUCAUGCAGCACUUUGGCUUCAUGAGUGCCCAACUGAUUCUUGAUAAAGAGUGUUGUUUAGAAAAAAGAAAGCGGUAAAAAGACAUUUUUGGGUAAAAAUGGAUUGUAUUAUGGUCUUUCAGUGUCUAAUAAAAAGAGAAUGCAAUUGCA
Messenger RNA from Herpailurus yagouaroundi (jaguarundi), 9238 nucleotides. It is a transcript of the gene AGBL1, whose product is annotated as AGBL carboxypeptidase 1. The transcript has 23 exons. Gene Ontology annotation, molecular function: zinc ion binding; metallocarboxypeptidase activity. NCBI's taxonomy places the organism in Eukaryota, Metazoa, Chordata, Mammalia, Carnivora, Felidae. The coding region runs from base 275 to 3643 and encodes 1122 amino acids. The record is from RefSeq and is a predicted model, not a curated record. Gene Ontology annotation, biological process: C-terminal protein deglutamylation; protein side chain deglutamylation; proteolysis.